AUGGGGGCCCUGGUGUGGUCUCUACCAUGUGCGACCAUCACGGUGCUCCUGCACAUCUUUUGGGUCACGCAGAAGGGGGACAACAACGCAGAGAUGGAGGGAAUCAAUACCAUUUGGUCCGGAUACACUUUCGUGCUUGGCUUCCUCAUUGUGUUCCGAAGCAACCAGGCGUACUCACGGUUUUGGGAGAGCGUCACCUUGUUUCACCAAAUCACAGGGGAAUGGACAAGCGCCGUCAGCAACCUGCUCUCGUUCUGCAGUCCAAACAUCGAGAAGCAGAAAGAAGUGGAAGAUUUUCGGCAGUAUCUCAUCCGCCUCCUGAGCUUGCUUCAUUGCAAUGCGCUGCAGACCAUCUGUGACCUUGCAGAUGAUACGCUGGAGGUUCUUAACUUGGGAGGCAUUGAUGCAGCCAGCCUGCUGCAUCUGAGGACCAGCCCGGACCGCUGCGAGAUCGUUCUCUUGUGGAUUGAGCGCCUCAUAAUCGAGGCAGACAGGAAGAAGACACUGGAGGUGUCUCCGCCGAUCCUGUCCCGAGCCUUCCAGGAACUCUCACGGGGCAUGGUGAGCGUCACAGACGUGCGGAAGAUCCGGAAGGUCUUCGUGGUGUCCACGUCGUACUGGACGCUCUUUUACAUCGCUCAAGAGAUCGACCAGCCCUUCGGGGAGGAUGCGAACGACCUGCCGGUUAGGGAAAUGCAGCGCGAGUUCAACGCGAAGCUGGAGUUCUUCGUCCAGCCCCUGUCAUGGACUGUGCCGCAGUUCAGCUUGGAUUCUGAAGAUGCGCUGGAAGUCAAGGUUUUAAACUCCAGCUUCAUGCUCCGCCAGCACAGCGACGAAAUCCGCUCGCGGAAGUCAUCCCUACGAGUCGAUGGCGUCGCCUCCGAGCCGGCGGCUUUGGUCAAG
Molecule: messenger RNA, 903 nt
Organism: Symbiodinium necroappetens
Lineage: Eukaryota; Dinophyceae; Suessiales; Symbiodiniaceae
Source: the annotation of a GenBank genome assembly